Messenger RNA from Monascus purpureus, 825 nucleotides. NCBI's taxonomy places the organism in Eukaryota, Fungi, Ascomycota, Eurotiomycetes, Eurotiales, Aspergillaceae. The record is from the annotation of a GenBank genome assembly.
GUUUAAGUCAUCAUUCUCAUCCUAAUAAUUCGCGAUAUUGCGGAAUAUGAUAAUAUUCUAGACGGCACUUCUCCUUUUUCUCUGAUAGCAUACGCUGGUGCCCGCUAUGUCUGGAGCUCGACGAUAAGAUGAGCAAGUCCCAGAGUGCGUGCGACUUUGGUCGCCUCAGAUGUUGUUGUGCGCCUUCAGCCCACAUUUGAGUUUGUGAUACUGGUGAUGUUGUCAUGCAGAAGUUACAUCUUACCCUCUUUGUGAACAUACCACCUCUGUGUCCAGACUAGCUACACGGUGCUGUUUAUAGUGACCAUGGGCGCCUUACGAGGACAGGAGUAUGAGGCGAUCCAAAGACAAGUGCUAGAUAGGCUCAAAUUCUGGCCGUUCGCUCCCCAUCUGAAUUUUACUGUCAUUCCGGCGGAGAAGAGGCUGCUUGUGAGCAACCUGUUUGGUGUGGUGCGGGCUGUGUAUCUCAACCUUACGCCGGCAUGAACUAAUUGGGAGGUUGCAGGAUCGGCCAUCAUUCCUGAUUAGGUGGGAAGAAAAAAUUACAAGCUUACAUUUUGAAAUUGGGGAAAAUGCUCAUGGCCGGAUCGAAUCCGGCAGAAUUUACAUGGGAAUGAGAAGCUGUGAAGCUGGGGAUAGGACAGUGCCCCACGACUAGACCUACAGGAUUUCCACAUUGCCACAUGUGGAGUUGUAAAGUUAUCCUGUAAAAAGGCCGUGUCUGAAUUAACUAUCUAGCGAGGCUUUUGCCGAUCUAAAGUAGAAUAUGAACAUUAGCCCAAGUUGUUCUCUUUGGCACAGGAUGAAUAGCAGGGCUUAGGUAAU